AUGAACAGAGAGCUGAAAGCAAUUCAAGAGUGUGGACAGAAAAGGGUGAUGUGUAGAAACGUGAAUAUCUAUCUCACGCCUCGAGAGAAGAGACUCCAUAGAAGUGAAGUGGAAUUCCUUCAGCGCAAAUUUGCGCAAGAGUCAGAUGCAAAAUCCGAAGAAAUAAAAGAGAAGGCUCGCCUCCUCCGAUCGACAUCGUCUUCCGAAUCAUCCUUCGAAUACGACAUAUCUGCCUUGCUCAACGACCUCCAGGAAUCAACAGAGCGCGAACGCGAUCUCCAGAACCAACUUCAACUCGUAGAAGAGGAGAGUGACGUCAUACGAAAGAAUCUAAAUGAAGUGGAGCAGGAGAAGGAGGCCCUGGAGUUCGAACUGGAGCGGUUUAAGAUGCGUUUCGGGACCCUGGAGGAGCCGAAGAGGGCGGCAGACAGUGGUAAAGGUGUGGCUUCGGAGAAGGAGGCUGAGUUAAGACUCCAGUUGAUGCUUGCCGAGCAGGAGGCUACAGUGAUGAGGAGGAAACUCGUGGAGCUUGAAGCAAAGAACGAGGAGCUGGAAGGAGCUUUGGCUAGACUGUCUGAACGGCUCCCAGACGAUGACGACAUAGCGCCACUACCUCAGCGUCAAGGUCCAGUAGGCGAGGAAGCUGGGCCUAAAUCCACCUCCCAUUCCGAGAGCAGUAGCAAUGCUGAGAUUGAGGCUCUUCGACGUCAUGUAGAGGAGCUGAUGCAGGAGAACGAUGGUCUCAGAACUAAGGUCGAGAUGCUGGAUGAAGUCGAUGCCGAAUACCGUAUCAAUCCUGAUGAGCACAUACGAGGAGAACCAGAACUUAGAACAAAGCUUCAUCAAGCUGAGAGAGCUAUCACAACAUUGAAGAAACGAUUGGUUGAAAGUGAGUAUGAGGGUAGGACCUUCCAGAUGGAGGCUGAAUCCCUGCGGAAGCUUGCUCACAUAGCUGGUGCUGAGGGUGGUGGAGGACACGCCAAACACAGGGGAAAAUCACUGGAAACCAAACUCAGGGCACAGGUAUCACUACUCAACACUGAAGCAGACGCGAUGAGACGGCAGAUCGUCACCUUGGAAAUACAGAACGAACAACUCCAGGAUGAACUCGAGAAGCAGAUGCAAACUCCCGUCGCAGUUGCGACCUCUUCAAGUUCUGACAGUGACCGGGAACGAUUAGAGGCCUUACAGCAGAAGAUCGCACAGCUUGAAGAGGAACUAGGUGCGUAUUAUGCGCGAGAAACUGCGGGGGUGGAUGCGAUGUCCCCACGGGUUCAACGCAAACCUCCACUAGGGGGUAAUAGUAAGGGUCCGGGUGUAGAGGUUCCUGUGUCGCCCGUUGCCCCUCAACCAGAAGGGAAGAUAGUUCAAGGGAUUGGGGAUAAAGGGAAGGAUAGUACGAAAGCUCCUGUUUCUCCCGUCUCGCCUCGUUCAGAAAGUAAACCUUUCCUCGUUGCGGGUGGCACUUCCAAGGUAGUUGAGAAUCCUAAAAUCCCAAUCUCUCCCCGCAACGAUGGAAAGCCAAACUUUAGUAUAGCAGGCAAGAUGAAAGGUUCAGAAGCUACUCUCUCGUUGAAGAUUGAACCAUUGGGUGUCCCCAAAUGUGACAAUCCUGUGUCUCAGAGGGAAAGAAAACCAUUGGUUCGGACAGAUACCCCCUUUUCAGGUGACCUUCCAGAAGACCCUUUAAAAUCAAAAUUCUCGAACAAGUUACCAUCAAAUAAAAAAGGGCUUUCGAAUAUAAAGGAAGGAAAGACUUUCGGAACUCCAAAAUCACCUAUUGUCGAAAAAGGUGCGCAAAAUGGGAAAUCCCUGAUUGAAGCCGAAGAUUCGAAUAAUAACUCUAAUGCAAUACAUUCUAAUUCUGCUGGGCCUCCAAACCGUAAGAACAAUCAAACAGCCCAGUACGGGCACGGCAAAAAGGAGUUCGCUUGUACUUUCCUUCCGAAAAAAAAUGAAAAGGUGCCAUUUAAAAUGAAAGGUAAUGCUUCUAAUUCAAGUAAGUCUGCUUCUGAUCUUGAAAAUAAAAAAGAAUCGGUGUCGUCUGACAAAUUUGAUAAUACAAAAAAGGAUCAAGAUAAAGUAACUUCUGAGAAACAAACUGGUAUGGAUCCUUCAUCAAAGACUGGGAUAAAGGGUUCAGAUGAUAGAGGCAGUGAGUCUGAAUCUGAUGAACCAUAUGUGUCGGUGUCGGCAAGACGAAACAUGUGGAAGGGCUUAGUUCAAAAGCACAAGAUACAAACUGGGAUCAAACCGGGAAUGGGGCCUGGUAAAACCAAACCUCAGAUACAAUUACCACCAAAGGUAUGUGAAGAAAAGGGCAAUGGUCAAGACACGACUAAGCAGACAGGUCCAUCUUCUCCACAUUCAACGCUGAAUGUACCCGCUAAUCCAACUACCCCAUCGGGAAAAGGAGAUAACAAGGUUUCGGAAAACACCAUAUCUCCUUCCAGUCCUGGCCAAAAUCCAUUCGGACAAAAUCCAUUAGGGCUAAAACCAAAGAAAUCCAAUGCUCAAAGAUUAUGGUAGGAAUAAAAGUGUGUAAGUCAUAGAUAGAAUUGGUUUGGAUAAUAGUUUUCAAAUGCUGAUGUUGCUUCUAGUUGUUUCGAUGAUUUUGUCACACCAUUUGGUGAGUGAGAAUUUGCGAGUUUAAAGGAUUUUAAUUACUAAUGAUAUUUGACCUUUGCAAGCCUUCACCCACCCUAGAUGUGAGGUGUCCUCUCGUCCGUUCCUUUUUUUCAUUCUCACGACUAAAAUAAAAUUUCAAACUUUAUGCAUGUAGGAGUGACGUAAUCAGAUGGGAUUUCAAGAUAUCAUGCAAAGAUAAAUCUGGAAUGGUUGGCUCUCCCAUAUCAUAAAGAACGCUUUGAAUAAUCAACUUCAAACUUGGUCCAUGUUUGAAUUUCGGGAAUUGAAAUCUUGAAUAGAUUUUGAAGAAUAAUGCACUCUUUGUCAGAUCUGACAUUGGAGGCACUGGUGCAUGCAGUCGGGAACUACAUAAUUUUUUUUCUUUCUUUCUUGCCGUUUAUUAUGUUUCGCUUAGACAAUGACUGUAAAUAAUUAUGGAAAGCCCCAGUACACAUGUUGCUAGACAAAAAAAGUUAUCAUUCUUUUCUGCAAUACACCAUAGAAGCAAAGAUUUCGUCAUCAUCUUUUCGUCUGUUUUAACGUUUAUACUUUUUUCUUCUUUUAGCUCUGAAAUAGUAAUUCAUUAACCAAGUUUGUUGUUAUAGAUCGUUCUAUUGUUUUCACUUUUAUUUCACUGACAAUCUUUCUCUGUAAUUGGUGGUCAAUUUUUGUCUCGCCUGCGUAGCAGAGCGAGACUAUAGGCGCCAAUUUUCCAACGGCGUCGGCGUCGUCAACAUUGAAAUCUUAACCAAGGUUAAGUUUUUGAAAUGUCAUCAUAAAUUAGAAAGUAGAUGGACCUAGCUCACGAAACUUGAAACCUGCCUGAGUUCCAGGUUACAUGACCAAGGUCAAAGGUCAUUUAGGGUCAAUGAACUUAGACCAUGUUUGGGAGAUCAAUAUCGAAAUCUUAACCAAGGUUUAGUUUUUGAAAUGUCGUCAUAACUUAGAAAGUAUAUGGACCUAGUUCAUGAAACUUAGACAUAAGGGUAAUGGUGUAUCACUGAAGAUCCUGCCCGAGUUUCAGAUCACGUGACCGAGGUCAAGGUCACUUGGGGUCAACGAACUCUGACCAUGUUGGGGGUAUUUGUGAUAUUGUCAUCAUAACUUUAAAAUUUUAUGGAUCUAGUUAAUGAAAGUUGGACAUAAGGGCAACCAAGUAUCCCUGAACAUCGUGUGCGAGUUCCAGGUCACAUGACUCAGGUCAAAGGUCAUUUAAAUAUGAAUGUUUUCAUUUUUUGAAUAAUUAUUCAGUAGCUGUUUGCCUGUUUUCAAAGUCAGCACUGCUGCUAUAUCGAAUCGCGUAAUACAGGCGAGACUGCCAGAGGCGUUCCACUUGUUACUAUUUUUAGUUGCUUAACUUUGUGUAUGGAUACAGAAGAAUUUUAAGUAUAUGACUUAAACAUUGACUCCUGCUCUAUUUUAAUUGUAUUUGUGAAUUUCUUCUUUUUAUUCUUACUAAUAAUCAAUAUUGCGAUAAACCUCACCACAAUAACACUUAAUUUAUAAGGUUGACAUUCUGAUAUUCACGUGUGCUUUAUGCUAAAUUUCCAUUGGUUGACUUUUAACUUCAAUUUAAAAGAUCGAACUGGUAUGGAUCUAUAUGUUCUAAUUAAUACUUUUUCAUUGAAUGUAUAAAUCCAUUGUUUCUACAAAUGCCUAUAUACGUUUUGUUCAUGUACAUGUAGGUUUCUGCGUAUUAUUGCAAGUAAUCUAAUUAACUGCGUAACAUUUACUGUCACUGAAAUUAAUACUGAUCUGUGCUUGAUUUUAAUUUAGAUUUGUUAUCAAAAUAUUUUUAUUACGAUAUUCAUGCAUUCAUGCUAAAUAUAACUACUAAUCCAUUUUCUCAGUAUUCUAGAAUUAAUUUCUACUUAAGUCAGUCCAUGGAAAUUAUGCAAUAAGCACCAAAAUCUUAUUUUUUCAAAUAUAGAAACAUUGUCUUUAAUGAUACUAUCUGGAUAAAAAUACAAUUUUACCGCACAGAAUUAGGAGGAAAAUUUGACUAUGUCAUGUUUUACCACAAAAACACAUUGUAUGGUAAUGAGCUUGACUCUUGAACAUGAUCAAAAUAUUGACAGUAGUCUGGUUUCUUUGUAAACAUUCAAAUAUAGGAAUCUCCUACCAGGUCAGGCUAACUUGAUCUUGGGUUCUGACUCACUAUUCUUAUUUUCAACGAGAAUGAACUCUUUAUGGCCUGGACUAACAUAACUUAUUUGCAAUAUUGAAAAAAAAAUCUUUAGUAACCAAGCCCCUGAUGUGAAGUAUAUGUAUAAUCCAAAUGUUAUAGAUGUGUGCAUUUCAGAAUAAGAAAGACACCUUUGAAUCAAUCUUAUUUCAGGAAAAAGUUCACGUGAUAUGCCUUCAGAGGAAAUUCUCUGAUAAUUUUUCAGUAUGUAUUUAUAUACCUUCAGUUCUAUUUUAUUUGAAUUAUGAUGCAGUUUCUGAAAAUUGUUAUUAUACAAUAUAUUUUACUUUAUUAUGCGCUUAUGCCUUCAUUGUUCAAUAAGCUUUGUUUUAUUCGAUUACAGACAUUGCUUUGUACAUCAGUUAUUCGAUAUGAUUACUCCAUAAUAAACCUUUUGGUUUGAAUUCGGUUUGCAAACUUUUUGAUGUAGAUUACUAAAAUCAGAUUUUGCAAUUUGUCUCAUAUGAAGAAUUUGAGAGAUUAGGUAAUUUUCUUAUUGCAGUGCAAUUUUAUAGUUUAAACAUGUGUGCCUCUAUCUAAGCAAUGUGCGAGAAAUAUAGUUCCACAUGGAUAUUUCUAUUUCAUAUUUGAAUAUUUUGUUUUGAAUUAGUUUGGACAAGAUGUUUUCUGUUGCUCGACAUAAUCUAUGUUCACGCAAGUCUUUGUAUUAUGAUAGGCACAAGUGCUUACGUAAAUAUUGUUUUUCAGAAGUUUUAUCUUAUUUAUCAAAUUUAUGCAAUACGUCAUGCAAUAUCAAUCUACAAACGUGCUUGUAAGUAAUAAAUAUAAGUAUCUAAUUUAACACUA
This is a messenger RNA of Lytechinus pictus (painted urchin), 5620 nucleotides long. RefSeq lists its product as uncharacterized. The transcript has 6 exons. Gene Ontology annotation, biological process: regulation of autophagy. NCBI's taxonomy places the organism in Eukaryota, Metazoa, Echinodermata, Echinoidea, Temnopleuroida, Toxopneustidae. The record is from RefSeq and is a predicted model, not a curated record. Bases 1 to 2529 code for a protein of 842 amino acids.